This is a messenger RNA of Nomia melanderi (Alkali bee), 3455 nucleotides long. The record is from RefSeq and is a predicted model, not a curated record. Lineage: Eukaryota; Metazoa; Arthropoda; Insecta; Hymenoptera; Halictidae.
AUUAUAUAGAAAGUAGUAUGUAUCUAUAUAAGUACUUAUGUAGUAGAGACUCCGAACCGCUUGUGCCACUGUUGCAUUGUAUUGUUGGUUUCAAAUGUUAUAUUUAUUGUUACUCAAUUAGUAAAAAUGACACGAAUUACAUUCUUACAUCCGGACCUUGGAAUUGGAGGAGCUGAACGAUUGGUAGUUGACGCGGCAUUAGCCUUAAAAAAAAAGGGUUAUGAUGUUAACUUCGUGACAACUCAUCACGAUCCGGAGCAUUGCUUCUCUGAAACCAAAGAUGGAACAUUUCCUGUAACAGUUGUAGGAGACUGGUUACCCAGGCAUAUUCUGGGUAGAUUUUUCGCACUUUUCGCUUACAUUNUUCAGAUAUAUGCCGCUAUUUACAUCAUUUUUUGUGAACAUCGACCAGAAAUUGUAUUUUGUGACUUAGUUUCUGUUUGCAUUCCUAUUUUACGUUUAAGAAUUCCACAUGUAAUAUAUUAUUGUCAUCAUCCAGAUCAGUUACUCUCACAACCAAAUGGCAUUAGUAAGCAGAUAUACCGAAUACCACUUAAUUAUUUUGAAGAAAUCACAACAGGAAUGGCACAUAAAGUAUUUGUAAAUAGUUUAUACACGUGUCGUGUAUUUAAGGAUACUUUUAAGAGGUUACAAGUUCAACCUGAAAUCUUGUAUCCUUCAAUCAAUACAGAGUUUUUUGAUAAAACUAGAAUCAUAUCUUUGGAAAGAGUAUUAGAUAGAAAGUUACCAUCAGACAGUGUUAUAUUGCUAUCAAUUAAUAGAUACGAACGUAAGAAAAAUUUGGGAUUAGCUAUAGAAGCAUUGGCAGAACUGAAAAAAUAUUUAUCAGAUGAAGAAUAUAAAAAUGUGUAUUUGAUUAUGGCUGGUGGAUAUGAUAAAAGAGUUGAAGAAAAUGUAGAAUAUUAUUUGGAAUUAAUAGGGCUUGCAGAUGAAUUACAUGUUACAGAGAAAGUGAUAUUUCUUCGUUCUCCUUCAGAUAUUGAUAAAGUAUCUAUCCUAAAUCAUUGUAAAAUUUUAAUAUAUACACCAUCAAAUGAACAUUUUGGUAUUGUCCCUCUUGAAGCAAUGUAUACAAGUAAACCAGUAAUUGCUCACAAUUCUGGAGGUCCAAAAGAAUCUGUUGUUUCUGGGGUAACUGGAUUUUUAGUUGAGUUAUCUGGUGAUGCAUUUGCUUCGAAGAUAGCUUAUUUGAUUAAAAAUCCAAGUUGCAUACAAAAAUUUGGUAACAUGGGUAAAGACAGAUUUAUUGAAACUUUUAGUUUUGCUGCAUUUAGUGCUCAAUUAAAUGAAGCAGUUGAACAUUUAAUUAACAAUAAGAAAGAAAAAUAAAGCUAUAAUAACUACAUUUUUAUAUCUCUGAAAUAAAUAUUUAAAUUGUUACAUUUUAAUUAUAUUUUUUAUAUUGAAUGAAUGUAUGGUGACUGUGUCAAAGAUAUAAGAUGGUAUCAUAUAUAAACUUUUACAAGAUAGACUGCACUGCAACUGUAACUUAUUGUAUUUUUAAUACUAGAAAAAUUGUUUCCAUUUUUGUUUUAUAUUCAUCUUAAUUUUUAUUAUAUUAGUUUCUAUUUUAACACAGUAGAAUAUUUAUUAGUUUAUUUAUUUUGAAGAUAGAAAUUUUUUCAUAUAUACUCAUUCUUUAUGUUUAUCAUGCACAUGAUCUUUAUACUAUGUUCAUGAAAAGAUCAUUAAUUGUACGAUAUAUAUAAAAUUGUUUAAACUAUAUUACAAUUUAUUCAAUUUGAAAUUAAGUAUAAUUUGUAAUGUUUCUUAAUAUGUUGACUUCCAUGUAUAUUUUUCCAUGUUUUCCAUUGCAUCCGAAAUUUAUCUUAUGUUAAUUAUAACAUAAGCAUGAUAGUGAAAUUGUGAUAUGUUGGGCAAUUUAUUACAUAAUAGUCAACACAUUAAUUUGAAACAAUUCUUUUGUUGCAUUUAUUAAGUAAUGUUCAGUAAGAAGUUAAUCCAUUAAUUGUGAACUGUCAAGUUUUUCACUGGAAUAAAAACCUGCUUUAACUUGUCUUCCACCAAAAAAACGUCCAUUCAAAUCGACAACAGCCUUAAUAGCACUUUCUAUUCUCUUGAAUUCUACAAAGAUUCGAACUGCUUCUUCUGGAGCAACUUCUGUUACUUCAUGAAUAAUAACACGUGCAACAUCACCAUAUUUUGUGUUACAUUCAUCUUUGACUUCAGGUUCAAGAUCAUCGUCUACUUCACCAGGACCAACCAUAUUGCGUAGUAAGACAACCUAAUUUAUAAUUAACAGAAUAUUAAGUAACAACAUUAAAAAAUAAUAUUCCAAAUCAUUUAUGAUAUCCACUACUUUCUUAAAAUGUUACCUUGCUUGGACAUUUCAUUAUUUCUGUAAUACUAGGCUCCUCAGAAGGUUGCAGUGCAGCAGCCUGUUGUGGAGGUGGUGGAGAAACAGCAAUAGGUGGUGGAGGAGGCAUAAGUUGUUCUCUUUCCCCAACAAUUCUACCACCUCUUUUACUAGUUUUUUCUACUUGUAAAGCAACAGACAUUCCUUGUUCUUUUUUACCAAGACCUUGACCUUCCUUAAAACCAUAUUUGGCCAUUAUUUUUGCUGCUACGGAUGAUGUUGCGUAUCCUAUAUUAGUAGCUUGUCUUGGUGCUGGUGGUGGCAGAUCGGAAGAUUCUUGUAAAGAAGGUGGUGGUGCUAUAGCUGCUCCUCCUGCAAUACCUCUGGAUGUUGGAGUCCUUUCCUCAUCCCUCUCAGGAGGUAUCAUUGUGUUAUUUCCAGAAGAAGUCUAAAUAUACACUUGUGUUACUCCAUGUACAAAGAAACUUGACUUGUACAGUUUUAUUUAAACAUUAAAUGUCCCAUAUUACCUGUGUAUCUUCAAAACGUGAACUGUCACGUCUUCUCUUACGCAUUUCAGUUUCUUGAUCAUGUUCUCUAUCACGUAAAUCCCUUAAUUCCUUAACAACUUUGUCGUAUUCAUUGGGCCACAUAGGAUCAUAUUCAUUUAUUACAUUCCAAUCGAAUUCACCACCUAUUCCAAUACUGCUAACGCUACUGGAAGAAAGUGGAUUAUUAUGUGGCCCAUCAUCAUCUCUAUCUGCAUUUCGAUUUGAUUUUGACUUUAAAUCUAUUACAGGUGCUAAUACUGCUGUGGCUUUUCUAUAUUGUUCACGCUUCGGCUACACAUGUAACAUAAUAACAAUUUUAAAUGUUGUCAUGAUUCAAUUGUUAUUACGUAAAAAAACUUACCUGUGUAGUAGCGGCUUUUUUUAAUUGUAAUUGAGAUUGUAAUAACUUAAUGCUAGAUGACCAUCCAGCCACCUUUUCGGAUGUUCGAUGCUUAUCAAAAUCAUCGUACAAUGACAUUGUGUUCAGCUAUUAUAUGUCACGUUUCCAUUAAAACAUCGUACUUAAUUUUAAAGUAAAAGCUGUUUCGAGACGAUAAAUAAUAUUG